Messenger RNA from Baudoinia panamericana UAMH 10762, 210 nucleotides. RefSeq lists its product as uncharacterized. The annotation marks the transcript as partial. NCBI's taxonomy places the organism in Eukaryota, Fungi, Ascomycota, Dothideomycetes, Mycosphaerellales, Teratosphaeriaceae. The transcript has a single exon. The record is from RefSeq and is a predicted model, not a curated record.
GAACGGCAGGAGCAGGAGCUGACCAUGGGAAAGCAGCUAAUGCAGCAGAGGGAGCAGAUGGAGCAUCAGCUGGCGCAGCAGAGAGAGCAGAUGGAGAAGCAGCUGGCGCAGCAGAGAGAGCAGAUGGAGGAGCAGCUAGCGCAGCAGAAGGAACAGAUGGAGAAGCAGCUGGCGCAGCAGAGAGCAGAGUCUCGUGAGCAGAAGGUUUUG